UGCGUCUCUUUGGAUGCUUCAAUCCUUUAAAGAAUAUCGGAAAUCUCCAUAGUAUAGUGUCACUGUUCAAUGUAGAAAGAGAAAUACGAGUGGGAAAGCGGAGAGGUUAAAGGAAAUCCACACAAACUGAAUUAAACAAAUUAAAGAUUUUUUUUUCCAAUUGAGGACAAUGCUUAUAUGUGUAGGGGAGACGGUACAUAUACUAUAUUGAAAUUGGGCUAAGGAUCACCCAACACAUAAUUGUGAUUCAGAGGAAGUGAAAUUUAUUUUUGUGAAACGUGUUAAUACAGAAUGAAAAGUCCUAGUUGUUGGGUCGUGUUGAUCACCAUUGCUUCCCUGCCAGGUAAAGAGAAAAAAAUAAUAGUGUAUUAUUCAUAAAUAGAAAUACAAGUACUAUUAUUAUGAUUCCACUGUGAAUUUCCAUUGCAUAAACUUUUUACAUAUCCUUAAUUGUAUUAAAAUAUUUAUAUGAAUUCAUUUUUCAUAUGUUUUUUUUUCGUGAGAUAGAGAGUUUGAGGUAUGAUAUUUUGAAAAUAUUUUAUAAAAUUUGAUUUAUAGAAAAGCAAAUCGAGAAAAGAUGAAAUGAAUUUAAUCCCCACUAGUAGAUAGAGAAAAAUGCUACUGUUGGAAUCUUCUAAAUUGUCAGAAGAAUAGAUAAGUGAAUUUCACAAUUUAGAUCGUUAGAUUAUAACAAUGUAUGCAACAUUUACAAAUAACUUCACUUUUGCUGAAACAUCAUGUUUGCUACAAUACAUUGAUUUGUAUAAAAAACAACAUUUACAAACAUGAUAAUAAUAUCAUAACUAUCAAUGAAGAAAAUUAUAUUUUUUUAAAUUGUUCUCUAUAAUGUUUAGAAAUGCGUACUUGUUUUUCAGAGCCCAUGCAUUGUCCGGAGAAUCAAAUUACUGCAUUUAAUUAAUUUUUGUACAAGACAAUAUUUAAAAACAUGAUAAUAGUUUCAUAAUUAUCAAUGAAGAAUAUAACAGUUUUUUUUUUGUUUUUUUAAUUACUUAUUUUGUAAUUGUUCUAUACAAUGUUCAAAACGAUCCAUUCUUUUUCAGACCCAAUUUAUUGUCAGGAGAUACAUUUGAAUAAACUGAGACGAAGAGAUUGUACAAAAAUAGAAACAAGCGGAUUAGUAGAUAAUUCUUUCAGCUACUUCUUCAAUGCCACAGUGAAGUUAAAUAAACAGCUGGAGGAUUACACCACUGUUCAGUUUGAGAUACUCAGAAAGAACAGCAAUGACUAUACUUUUGUAAGAUUUUUUUUCUUCCAAAAUACGUUAUUAGCUUCUGAAGAUUUCUACGCGCUUAGGUAUAGUUUGAAGAGAUUAGUUAUAGCGGAAAUGCAUGAUAAUAAUAUUUUUUAACCUUGUUCUUUUUUAAGUGUAUUUUGUUGCUUUCUAAAUCAGGGUAAAAAGUUGUGAUGGAGUCUGUUGAAAUAUGGGAAAUACAAUGCGUUGUUGAUAAUAAAUAACAACUGGAUGGGUAAAUAAUGUCAUCAUUCAAGUGGAUUAAUUCAAAGGGCUAAUUUAUUAAAACGUAACCCAAAAUAAUAAAGAAAACAAAAAAAUAUUCAUUAUUAAAUGUAUGAAAUAUCUGAAGAAGGUAUGCAAAACUUGAAUUCAUAGGUAUUAUUAUAAUUUACUUUACCGGCUUUGAUACAAUUAUUUUAAGCAAGGGAAUACUUUAUGAUUUGGGUGGAAGGAGGGGUACGUCGUUAGGCAGCAGUCGGAGGAUUAAAUGCUUGGUUUGAACGUAAAUGGGCCAACGUCUUCUCAUUUAUGAGCUUUCAGUGUAGCUCUGAAAAGGCGAUAACACUUAAUGUCUCAGCGGUUUCGAAUGUAUUAUUACUAUUCAUAAGACAUGUCAAAGCCUUGCAUACUGCUGCAUUUGGAAGCAGUUCUUAUCUGUAUAAUUAAAAAAGCAAAAUGUUAAAGUUGGAAAAUCCAUACCGUUUAUCUUACAUUUUAUGUCCGUCUCUUAACAUAGAAAUAAAUCCAUUUUAAUUUCCAAUAUAAAUGUAUGUAAUUAAAAAAGUAGUUGCAACGUAAUUUGGGCUAAAGUAGUGUUUUAAAAGUAAAAGCAGUAGGGAAAAGUGUGCUACCUUUUGUUUCUAUUAUCUGCAGACUUAACAUUUGUCGCAACACAUGGAAUACAUGUCAUAUAAUGUUCUAUAACAAUACCGUCUUUGUUUCAGCUAUUUGACGUAUCAAUAGCCUAUGAAUGUUCGUGGUUAAAGCUGGAGAUAAACCAUCAUUGCCGGAAAAUUGGAGAUGGUCUUUUUAUAAUUGACGUCGCCUUGCGAAACGAAAGUGGUGAUAAGAUAAGGGGUCAGGUUAUCCACUACAACAAAACUGUCCUAGCCAGUGACGUCAAAGAGUUGUCUGGGGCUAAUGGUAACAUUUUUGUUUUGAAAAUAUAAAUUAAAACGUAUAGUUAUUCAGUGAUUACAUUUUAAUAUUAUUAAUUUAUAUACAUAUACAGUGUUGAUCAUAAAUACAUAUUAAUAAAUUUAUUUGUGUAAUUAAUAUUUAUAAAAAGCAAAUGAGUAAAACAAAGAAUGGGAAAACCUGAAAGCAGGAACGCACAAAAACAAAGAACAUGUUGGCAGAAAGCCUUCGUCAGCGAACAAACAACAUAAAAAAAUGAAUUAAAUUUUUAAAAAAGCUGACAAGUAGUUUCAAAAAGGGCAGCAAAAUAAUUGUAUAAAGCACUGUUUUUAUAGUUUAACAUCGUUAUAUUAAAACACAUGGAAACAUAGAAAAAGGUAAUUAAAAUAAUUUGAUCUGAAAUUUAAUUUUAAUUGUGUUCUUUUAACAUAUUAUGUUUUGUCGUAUUUAUGAACAAAAAACAAAAUAACUUUAAAAAUGAUGCUAUUUUUUCGUUUGCUGCCUAAAAUGUAUAUUGAGUUUAAAUUUCACAUCACAGAAACUGCUGAUUCAACAGGACAGUUACAAAUAAACGGCGAGAAAAUGUCAAGCGAAAUGAAUUGUACAAAAACCAUUGAUGUCACGAGUUUGAUUGUUGAGUUUGAGUGCUCAAAUCCCGACACGCCCUGUGUGAUAGAGGUCAAAGUUGAUGAUACAAUUGUGAUAAACCAGACUGCAGAUCGCGCAGUAUUUAAAGAACAAGUUCAAAGUGGACUUGAAAUGUUGAUCAGCAUUAAAUACGCUGCCUGCAGCCUCAAUGGAAAGGUCAACAAUUUAAGGUGUUUUAUCAAAACAGGUAAAUAUGUCAUUGUUUUAAUUGGGUUUUUUUACAAGUUUUUCUUCUGAAUUAUAUGUUUAUACAUACAUUUACUAAAUUAUUAUUAAAUAAAUUAGCUAUAUUUCGCUUGUAAAUCGGGUUUAUAAAAAUAUGGUAGUAAUCGGGUUACUAAAGACAUAAAGUUUGUUUAAACUUUAGGAAAAAUGUGUUACAAUUGAAAAAUUGACAAAUACAAUCUAAAGCCUUAACGACAGUUGCCUCCAAAUACUAAUGGUCUUUCAAGCCAUUUAUAUCCUACUUUAAAUAACUUAUUUCAUAAUUGAAUAUAAUUUUCUGGAUGUACUAAAUGUUUUAAAAGGAUUUUUUAGGCUAUAACUCAAAACAUGCCAAAUUCAAAUACUAAUAAUUUGUUCAAGAAUUUAUGAAUUUGUUUCGCAUACUAAUGUAUAUAUAUAUAUAUAUAUAUAUAUAUAUAUAUAUAUAUAUAUAUAUAUAUAUAUAUAUAUAUAUAUUGUAUUACUUUUGACAUUAUCUGAUGAUUUUUUUUAUAUUUACACUUCUAUAUAUAUAUAUCACAUAUAUAUAUAUAUAUAUAUAUAUAUAUAUAUAUAUAUAUAUAUAUAUAUAUAUAUAUAUAUAUACAUAAAUUGUAUUACUUUUGACAUUAUCUGAUGAUUUUUAUUAAAUUUACACUUCUAUAUAAUUAAACAUACUUCUUUAGUUUGUUAGAAAUCUUUAAAUUCAAAUAAUGUUUUUUUUUACGUAACUAUGUUUCUUCUCAUACGCAGACUUUGAUGAAACUGCCUCUGAAGGAGGUUUGGUGGUUGACCACGUUAUCAUAAUCUCAGUCGCAGUCACCGUCUCCGUGUUAAUACUAAUUGUUUUACUAGUUAUAAUUUUGGUAAAAAGGUGAAGGCACUUUAUAUUGUUUUUAAGGGUGAAGAUAAAUGUGAGUAAAAUAUUAUAUAAAUACUGCCUAUAGUUUUGUGAAAAAGUGUAAGAAAAAAUUAUAUUUAGACCAAAAUCCAAAGAUUAAAAUAUAUUAUCCUAGAUUUUUCAAUAAAUAAAGGGCUGAUAAAUUAAUUUUCAAUUUGUAUAUUUUUUUUUCAGGCACAAUAGACAAAAUCUAAAGAACAAUGAAAAAAAUAUCGGUAAAUUAAAUUGUACUAAAUAUUUUAACUAGUUAUAUUUGUAGAAGAACAUAUAUUCAUGCAAAUAUGCAAUUAAGCCUUCUAUUUUUGCUCAGAUUACAUUGUACGUUUUUAAAAAAAAAAUGUUUUGUUAGAGAACUAAAAUUAAGCAUGCAUAAAAGGAGAAAGGUUGUUAAUAAAGAAAUAACAUACAGGCUUAGGCAACCAAUUCUAAGCCCACCUAAUGGCCUACUUUUAAAAACUAUAAACAUGGGAAAUGUAUUAAAAAUUGGAUGAGGUAAAAGACGACAUUUAAGGUGACGACUUCGAAUAAUUAUUACGUAGUAAGAGUUAGUGUUGCUAAAGGCUCUCCGAUUUGAGUAUAAAUUCUGCUGGGAGUUAGGGUAAUCUCAUAAAAUGUCUAAGGCUUAUCAGAUAUUUUAAAUAUAUUUUUUUUAAGUACACACAACACCAAGUAAUUUAUUCAGGAGCAGUGUUUUAUUAUUAUUAUUUUUUUUAAUUUCUAAUAAAGAAGAUGAAAAAUCUCAUAAUUCAGAGGACAUGGUCAUGUCCCCAAGUCUUAAAAGUCCAGGUAAGCAAGUUACUUUCUUUUAAAUGUUAGUAAACAAACGGGCAACUUCUCUUCAAAUUUUAGAUAUUUCACUUUUUCUAAAGUUAAAUUUUGAGAUUUAAUGACAAAUAUAUACGCAAAAGUAAUAAAUAUUGUCUUUUCUUCUUGAACACAUUUUGAAAAAUAAUAAAACAUGCUUUAAACAUUGCUACAUUUGAAUUAAAAUGUCUAAAUUUCUUCUUCUUUUUUUUGUUUUUACUUUUCAUUGUUUUAGACAAAAAUGUAAACUUUAACGACGAUAACCAGCCUCUACUAGAAGUUAAGAAAGGUAUGCAUUCUUAAACAAAUAACUCAAUCUCAAAGCCAAUAUUUUGAUGUUAAAAUUGUGAGCUAUUUUAAAAUAUCAUAAUUUUAAUAAAAGGUGCAUAAACUUAUAAUGCUAUUAAAUUAAACAUUUGGUAUACGUGUAGAGUAAGUUUUAAAUAUUAGCUUUCUUUUAGAUGAACAAGAACAAAAUGAAGCCAAUGAAGACAGAAAGG
This is a messenger RNA of Lymnaea stagnalis (great pond snail), 5449 nucleotides long. The record is from the annotation of a GenBank genome assembly. NCBI's taxonomy places the organism in Eukaryota, Metazoa, Mollusca, Gastropoda, Lymnaeidae.